AGAAUGUGGUAAACGAAAGAAAGGUUUAUGCUGCUUAUGUUGUGUACUUGUCUCUAGCUCAGAGACGAGUGUAAGAAUAAAAGAAGGAACCCUUCAGUGUUUUUAAGGACUCGGUGAGCCACCUGUGUGAUCACGCCUUCAGUCACAAGUGCAUCAACAAUCCCCUGAAAAGGGGGACAAAUUUGUUCCCGAAAGGCAGAGCUCCGUUCCGAGAGGGCGACCUCAAAACCGUCUGCACCCUGAGAGACGUGGCCGCGAUGGCGGGAGAGGGAAAUGUCCGUGGACGCCCAGGCAGCUGCCCGGUUCCUGAGCUGGUCUGUCCAGAGCAUGAUGAGAAAUUCAAGCUGUUCUGCAAGACAGAUAAACAGCUGGUCUGUGUGAUCUGCAGAGAUGGGGAGAAGCAUCGAGGACAUGAGUUUCAACCGGUCCAAGAGGCAGCAAAGCUUAGGAAGAAUGAGUUGGACACAGCCUUGACUUUCCUGUCCCUGGACAACGGUGAAUUGGACGAAAUGACAAAACAGCAAGAGUCUGAGAUGCAGAAAGCGAAAGAGAAGUCCAAGAGGCUGGCAGAUGAAAUCGGCGUACAGUUUGAGAAGAUGCACGAGAUCCUGAGAAAAAGGGAAGAGGAGGUUAUGAGAGAACUGGAGAAUAAGGAGAGGAACACCACAGAGACCAUGCUAAAAAACCUGGCAACUAUGGAGAGGAGGCUGAUGGACAGGAGAGAGACGGAGGUGAUUCUACAGUCUGCAAUGGACAUUGCUGAGCCAGACUUCUUCCUACAGUGGUGGAUUGAGAAGGGCUCUCAUCUGAUCGAAGUACUGAAGAAGAAGAAUUUAUCGUUUUUGCAACAGCGGAAAACAACAGCGUACAGGUCUGUAGCACGUGAGCAUCAGGUGACCCCUAACUUUCUAUCUCUGGGGCCCUAUGAGUCUCACCUGCAGUUCUGCGUGUGGAAGGAGAUGGAGCAGUUUGUCACCACAGUCCCCGAGUGCCUGACCAUGAAGGAUGACAGUGACCCCAGUUUAAAGGUUUCGGCCGACGGUCGUAGCGUCUGGCAGGCUGACAGAAAGGGUGGGCUCAUGCUCUGGUCAAUAGAGGGCAACAGGGCCAAUGCGGUCAGCAAGGAGAGGUUUCAAGACGGGCAGCAUUACUGGGAGGUGGAUGUGGGAGGAAAGUUAGACUGGGCCCUGGGUGUUAAGGCCCUGGGUGAAUCCAACGCAGCACCGUCACCGAAAGGGGAAAAACAGCUGCUUCUGAUGCACGACAAAGGCUACAUUUUCAGGGAUGGAGGUGUUGAAACCCCAAUAAAUCUUGGCGUGAAGCCUAGGAAGAUAGGGCUCUACCUGGACUGUGAGAGACAGCAGCUUUGUUUUUACAAUGCAGACAGCAUGUCUCUCAUUCAUUCAUCCAAAUGUGAUGUGACAGAGGAUCUUGCAUUGUGUCUCAGCCCCGGUGUUUACCUUGGUGGGCGAAAUGUUGGACCGCUGACAGUGUGUCAGUACUGACAUUAAUUCUAAGCUGUCGGAACAAAAAGCGGCACUGAUAAUGCAUCCCCCCAGAACCAGGGCUGCAAAACACUAAAUAUCUUGAAAGAAAUGGUACUAUAUACUAUGUACAGUAAGUAAUGAUACAAGCGGGGAUGUACAUCUUUUCAAAGUUAUUAUAAGUGUUAUCAUAGAGAACAUAAGUUUUCUGGAGGGCCUUGAAUACAAGUGCUUAGAAAAAUAA
Messenger RNA from Megalops cyprinoides (Indo-Pacific tarpon), 1728 nucleotides. RefSeq names its product zinc-binding protein A33-like. Gene Ontology annotation, molecular function: zinc ion binding. Lineage: Eukaryota; Metazoa; Chordata; Actinopteri; Elopiformes; Megalopidae. The record is from RefSeq and is a predicted model, not a curated record. The transcript is spliced from 6 exons. Bases 258 to 1505 code for a protein of 415 amino acids.